AUGGCGGGGACCGGCAAGUCUACCAUAUCGCGGACUGUGGCCCUGUCUCUGGCAAAGGAGAAACGCCUCGGCGCCAGCUUCUUCUUCAAAAGGGGUGAGGCUGAUCGGGGAAACAUGGCAAAGUUCUUCCCGACGAUUGCUGCCGACCUUGUAAGGGGCGAACCGGCCAUCGCUCGUUGCCUCAAGGGCGUCAUUGAACGUGAACCUGCAAUCUUCCGAAAAGCAAUGCGAGAGCAGUUCGAUAAGCUUUUCCUAGAACCGCUGUCAAUCACGCCAAGAAAGCAGUCCCUAGUGGUUGUUGUCGAUGCACUAGAUGAGUGCGAGCAGGAGAAUGAUGUCAAACUCAUGAUCCGUCUUUUCUCCCAAGCCAGUUCCCUCCAGUCGGUGCAGGUUAAGGUCUUUUUGACGAGCCGGCCGGAACUGCCCAUUCGUCUUGGUUUCAAGGUUGUUGAAGGCAAGUACCAGGACCUGACAAUCCAUAAUAUACCAAGUACUGUGGUGGAACAUGAUAUAUCUGUGUUUCUACAGCACGAGCUGGCAAGUAUACGAGGCGAAUUCAACACGUCCGUCCAGGAAUACCGACGACUGGCCGCCGACUGGCCCGGUCAGUCCAAUAUUCAAUCUCUUGUGCAGAUGACCAGUCCGCCUUUUAUUUUUGCCGCCACGGUAUGUCGCUUCGUCAAUGAUCGGCGAUGCGGAAAUCCCAAGGAGCAGCUGGGCGAGGUGCUCCUCUUCCGCACGAAAAGCCAGGCUUCACAAUUGGACGCAACAUACAUGCCCGUGCUCAACAAGCUGAUUGACGGGGUAAAUACGAAGCAAUGUGACCAGAUUUUCCAACAUUUUCGAGACAUUAUCGGCUCUAUCAUCAUUCUCGCCAAACCCUUGUCGACAGCCGCCCUCGGACAGAUCCUGCGUAUCCCUAUAAAUGUCUUCCAUCCGAGGUUCAGUACGCUUGUGUGUAUCGGGUCUAUCACGUCCAAGGCGCAAGCAAUCACCACAGUGACUGCGAACGAGUUUACGCCUUCCUGA
Emericellopsis cladophorae is the source of this 1029-nucleotide messenger RNA. RefSeq lists its product as uncharacterized. The record is from RefSeq and is a predicted model, not a curated record. The transcript is spliced from 2 exons. Lineage: Eukaryota; Fungi; Ascomycota; Sordariomycetes; Hypocreales; Bionectriaceae. Bases 1 to 1029 code for a protein of 342 amino acids.